Haliotis rufescens (red abalone) is the source of this 2328-nucleotide messenger RNA. RefSeq names its product hornerin-like. NCBI's taxonomy places the organism in Eukaryota, Metazoa, Mollusca, Gastropoda, Lepetellida, Haliotidae. The coding region runs from base 1 to 2328 and encodes 775 amino acids. The transcript is spliced from 7 exons. The record is from RefSeq and is a predicted model, not a curated record.
AUGCUCAUCCACACCGCGGAAAUAUUCGACAACAAGGCAUACCCGGGGAGGUUCAGCCUGCUUGGUCCCUUGAUCAUCUCGGGGGUGAGACGGAGCCUAGUCUUUCCAGAAGCCAUCCUGUGCCAAGAUCUUAGGACGCUGCAUGGAGCUUUCAUUCGGGAGUGGAUCGCCAUACCUCGGGUUGUCACAAUAACCAUGGUGAGCAGGAUGAAGUCAAAAUACACCGAUGGAGAGAGUGGGCGAACCAGUGACAAGUGUCAGGUUGGACGUAAUGCACAGAAGCACUCCUGGAAACGCAACAUCAAAUGCCCAGAACAGACAGAACAAGUAAAUGGAGGACAGAGGUCGACAGAACAAGUCAAUGGAGGACAGAGGUCGACAGAACGAGUCAAUGGAGGACAGAGGUCGACAGAACAGCAGAUAGGGGAGAAGCCGAUGGAGGACAGACGUCGACAGAACAAGUCAAUGGAGGACAGAGGUCGACAGAACGAGUCAAUGGAGGACAGAGGUCGACGGAACGGCAUAUAUAGGACAAGCCUAACUGGAGAAGAAGCAUUAUCAGAAGGAGAAGAAGCAUCAUCAGGAGGAGAAGAAGCAUCAUCAGAAGGAGAAGAAGCAUCAUUAGGAGAAGAAGCAUCAUCAUCAGAAGAAGCAUAUCAGGAGGAGAAGAAGCAUCAGAAGGAGAAGAAGCAUCAGAAGGAGAAGAAGCAUCAUCAGAAGGAGAAGAAGCAUCAUCAGAAGGGUCAGGAGAAGCAUCAUCAGGAGGAGCAUCAUCAGAAGGGUCAGGAGAAGCAUCAUCAGGAGAAGCAUCACCAGGAUGAGCAUCAUCAGAAGGGUCAGGAGAAGCAUCACCAGGAGGAGCAUCAUCAGAAGGGGUCAGGAGAAGCAUCACCAGGAGGAGCAUCAUCAGAAGGGUCAGGAGAAGCAUCAUCAGAAGGGUCAGGAGAAGCAUCAUCAGAAGGGUUGGGAGAAGCAUCAUCAGAAGGGUCAGGAGAAGCAUUGUCAGAAGGGUCAGGAGAAGCAUCAUCAGAAGGGUCAGGAGAAGCAUCAUCAGAAGGGUCAAGAGAAGCAUCAGAAGAAGGGUCAGGAGAAGCAUCAUCAGAAGGGUCAGGAGAUGCAUCAUCAGAAAUGUCAGGAAGAGCAUCAUCAGAAGGGUCAGGAGAAGCAUCAUCGGAAGGGUCAGGAGAAGCAUCACCAGGAGGAGCAUCAUCAGAAGGGUCAGGAGAAGCAUCAUCAGAAGGGUCAGGAGAAGCAUCAGAAGAAGGGUCAGGAGAAGCAUCACCAGGAGGAGCAUCAUCAGAAGGGUCAGGAGAAGCAUCACCAGGAGGAGCAUCAUCAGAAGGGUCAGGAGAAGCAUCACCAGGAGGAGCAUCAUCAGAAGGGUCAGGAGAAGCAUCAUCAGAAGGGUCAGGAGAAGCAUCAUCAGAAGGGUUGGGAGAAGCAUCAUCAGAAGGGUCAGGAGAAGCAUUGUCAGAAGGGUCAGGAGAAGCAUCAUCAGAAGGAGAAGCAUCAGAAGAAGGGUCAGGAGAAGCAUCAUCAGAAGGGCCAGGAGAAGCAUCAUCAGAAGGGUCAGGAGAAGCAUCACCAGGAGGAGCAUCAUCAGAAGGGUCAGGAGAAGCAUCCCUAGGAGGAGCAUCAUCAGAAGGGUCAGGAGAAGCAUCAUCAGAAGGGUCAGGAGAAGCAUCAGAAGAAGGGUCAGGAGAAGCAUCACCAGGAGGAGCAUCAUCAGAAGGGUCAGGAGAAGCAUCACCAGGAGGAGCAUCAUCAGAAGGGUCAGGAGAAGCAUCAUCAGAAGGGUCAGGAGAAGCAUCAGAAGAAGGGUCAGGAGAAGCAUCAGAAGAAGGGUCAGGAGAAGCAUCAUCAGAAGGGUCAGGAGGAGGUCAGGAGAAGCAUCAUCAGAAGGGUCAGGAGAAGCAUAAGCAGGAGGAGAAGCAUCAUCAGAAGGGCCAGGAGAAGCAUCAUCAGAAGGGUCAGGAGAAGCAUCACCAGGAGGAGCAUCAUCAGAAGGGUCAGGAGAAGCAUCACCAGGAGGAGCAUCAUCAGAAGGGUCAGGAGAAGCAUCAUCAGGAGAAGCAUCAUCAGGAGAAGCAUCACCAGGAGGAGCAUCAUCAGAAGGGUCAGGAGAAGCAUCACCAGGAGGAGCAUCAUCAGAAGGGUCAGGAGAAGCAUCAUCAGGAGAGGCAUCAGAAGAAGGGUCAGGAGAAGCAUCAGAAGAAGGGUCAGGAGGAGCAUCAUCAGAAGGGUCAGGAGAAGCAUCAGGAAAAAGAUGGGGAGACUGUUCAGAAGAUGAAAGCAUCAGAAGAAGGAUCAGGAGAAGCAUCAGGAUAA